AAAAUCGAUAUUUUAAUAUAUUCGUGUAUUUUUCUACAUGGAAGCAUAACAUCUCGAAUGAGAUUUCAUUGAUUUUUAGAUAUAAUUUUGUUACAAAUUUAUAAAACAAAAUUUUAAUAUGAAAUAAAUAAAUAAUAAUGCUUGGAACUGACAAUCUAGAAAAUUUUCAUGAAGCUGACCGAGAAGAAUUCGAUAUUGAUGAUGACGACGGGGACGAUGUUGAAAGUGAAUUUAAGAAGUUAGAAAAAUUUAUUUAUGAACAUGCACCGUCUCCAGAAAAUUGGUAUCAUGGUAUACUAGACAGGCAAGAUGCAGAACAGCGUCUUUUAGUUAAAAAUAUACCUUGCUCAUAUCUUAUACGCGAAAGUGAUAGAAAACCUGGUAUUUAUUCUUUAUCAUAUUUAAGUGCUACAAAUUCUAUUAGUCAUUUUCGAAUAACUGCAAUUUGUGGUGAUUACUACAUUGGAGGUAGAAAGUUUCACUCUUUACAACACCUUGCUGGAUAUUAUUCAACAUAUGGCUGUCUUAUGAAAAAUGAAAAAUUAAAAACUCCAAUUCCACCAUCCGAAACAGUUCAUUUGGGAUAUAGAGUUGUUGCUAGAUUUCCUUUUCAAGGCAGUCCAGAUACAGAUGAACUCAGUUUUAACAUUGGUGAUGUAUUUUCAGUGCAGAACAUUUUAGUCAAUGAUUGGUUUUGGGUAGUUGCUCAAAAAGACAAUAAAAGUGGAUUGGUUCCAAAAGCUUUAGUAGAGGAUUUAGAUUCCACAACUGAUCCAUUUGAAGGUCAAAGAUGGUUUUGUGAUGUAAAUAAACAGGAUGCACAAACAAUCCUCAUGAAUUUUGGAGCAGUUGGUGAUUUUUUAAUUCGUCCAAGUGAAAAUCGUGGAGAUUAUUCAAUAUCUUUAAGAGAUCAUGCUGGUGUUUCAAGGUUCCUUAUCCGAAGACAAGGGAGACAUUUUGUUAUAGGUGGAAGAUCAUUUGAUAGCAUUGAAGCAAUUAUUGCAAGAUACAAUACUGAGCAACUUUCAGAGGGAGUUUCACUCAAACAACCAUUAGAUAGAAGCAAGUAUGAAUCAUUCUAUCACAACUUUAAAAAAAAAACAUCUAAUGAAACUCCUGUACCAAAUAUUCCACGGUUAAGUAUCAAGGAUAGUGGUUCUGAAGAGUCUAAUAUAACAAAAAGUGGUUUUCUAAUUAAAAAAGGCAGUCGCAACAAAUGGAAGCGUCUUCAUAUGGUACUUAAGGGGGAAGAACAGCAACUGCUCUAUUUUGAAAAUGAAAAAAGAACAAAACCAAAAGGUUUGUUUGAUUUGACUUAUGCAUCUGUUUAUACUGUUCAUGAAAGUUUAUUUGGAAGGCCAAAUUGUUUUCAAAUUGUUGUGCGUGCAUUGAAUGAAACACAAACACAUUUUUUAUGUGCAGAAACAAGUGACUCCAGCCAGGAAUGGUGGGAUUGCAUCACACUUUACUGUGGAACCAUGAAAAACAACAAACAAAGUUCCAAAGCUGUGAAAGAAUUACGUAGUCUGCAGCUGACUGUCUGUCAUGGUCAAAAAAUACCUGUCAACAAGCUUCCACAUCCUUAUUGUAUUAUUUCACUAAAUGAUGUUAAAACUUGCAGAACAAAAUCACAAGAAGCACCUGAACCAGUUUACAAUGAAUCUUUUACUUUUGACGACUUACCAGAAGACAUUACUUCAUUUACAAUACACAUGUAUAACAGUAAAACUGGACCAUAUAAAGAUAAAGAAAUGGGUAAGGCUACUGUAUAUUUAAACACAAUAGAGAAUGGCAGAACAUUAGAUCAGUGGUUUGUAUUGAGUUCACAGAACCACAAAUCUGACAUGGGAAGCAUUCGCAUUACAGGAAAAUUUGUGCAUGAAAUUAUUAUGCAAGUAGAAGAUUAUGAAAGCCUUCACAAAGUUUUGUUAAACAAAGAUUAUCAAAUUGUUCAGUCUCUUGGUGAAGUAUGCAAAGACCUUAAUAGUCUUGCAUAUACCCUUCUUCGCAUUUUCAGGCAAGAUAACAGUGAGAUUAAUCUUAUUCAAACAAUUGCAACCAAAGAAAUGAAUCAACUAGAAAAAAAGGAAACUUUAUUUCGAGGCAACACAUUAACCACCAAACUGAUGGAUCAAUAUAUGAAAAUGAUAGCAACACCUUAUCUUCAGCAAACAAUAAAGUCUGUUAUUCUCAAAAUUAUGGAAAGCAAGCAAUGUUGCGAGUUAAAUCCAUCACAAGUUGAGAAGGGUUCAAAUGUUGCCGAAAAUCUUCAACAACUAAUAAAGUUUUUAGAAGAAAUUACGAGCAAUAUAUUUAGUUCAGCUAGCAGUUGUCCUAAACAGUUACGCUACUUGUUUUAUUGCUUACAAACUGCUGCAAAAAAAAACUGGCCAAAUGAGUCAAACAUUGGUACGCGAGUUGUCAGUGCAUUUCUGUUUCUUCGUCUUAUUGUACCAGCCACUUUGAAUCCAAAAAUGCAUAAUUUAGUUCAUGAAUCACAAUCUCAAAUGUCGGCAAGAACUCUUACACUUGUUGCUAUGUGUCUUCAAAAGCUUGCAAACCUUGUUGAAUUUGGUGCAAAGGAACCUUAUCUUGUUGUUGUUAAUCCUUUCUUGCAAAAGUAUCGUUCAAAAAUGAUUGACUUUCUUGAUGAAAUAUCUAGUCAAAUAACUACUCCUCCUCAAGUUGUGGCUGUUAAACAAAACCUUGCGCGAGAUCUUGCAUCAAUCCAUGAUAUAUGUGUUAAAUAUGAACAUGAUUUGCAAAAAUUAAGUCUUUCUCGUGCUAAUAUAAAGAUUUUACUGGCGAUCGUAGAAGGUGUUAAGCGAAAAAAAGAACAAUAUAUGAAAGAAUCGAAAAUAGUCUGUGAUGAAUUUGCAGUUUAGGGACACUUUUUCAAAUUGCAUAUUUUCAAAAUGAUUUUACAAAUGGUGCUGUUGAUGGUAUUUAUGGUGUUAGAUAUUUUUCAAUGUUAUCGGGUGUUUUUACGGUUAUAUAUCAACUUUAUAAUUAGUAUAUAACACUAAAUACUUUAGAAAGAAACUUAAAUUAUAUAUUUUUUAAAAAACUAGACGUAGUAAAAUAAAUAAAAGUACUCGUAUAAUACGUCCUACGAUUUGCCAUACAAUUAACAUUUUUUUAAUGUCUAACUUUUGGUUGUAGCGUAUAACGGAAUAUAUAUAACCAAAUAUUAUGUACUAUAUUACUGAGAAUAUGACCUAGUAUAUUACAAAGAUUAUUAAGCUGUAUUUAUUAGAUUGGGCUUAUGUUUUAUAUUUUGUUUGCAUUUUUAUAUAUUCAUUUUUUUUUACUUUUGCGUUUUUAAAUUAUUUUUGUAAUAAGUAUGUGAAUAUAAAUUAUUACUUUUAGAAAUUCUAUAUUUUCUACUGAAAUUGUCAUCAAAUUGUAUUUCGGAAUUUAUAGAAAUGCGAAAUAUUUUUGAA
Molecule: messenger RNA, 3443 nt
Organism: Hydra vulgaris (swiftwater hydra)
Lineage: Eukaryota; Metazoa; Cnidaria; Hydrozoa; Anthoathecata; Hydridae
Product: ras GTPase-activating protein 1
Biological process (GO): regulation of GTPase activity
Molecular function (GO): protein binding
Source: RefSeq, a predicted model, not a curated record